Diaporthe amygdali is the source of this 1476-nucleotide messenger RNA. RefSeq lists its product as uncharacterized. The transcript has 5 exons. Bases 1 to 1476 code for a protein of 491 amino acids. Lineage: Eukaryota; Fungi; Ascomycota; Sordariomycetes; Diaporthales; Diaporthaceae. The record is from RefSeq and is a predicted model, not a curated record.
AUGGUCAACCUCGCAGCUACCAAGGUUGGCCCGGUGCGAUAUAAUUCGCCAUGGACUCAGGUCACCAUCCUCGGUUUCGUGACCUUUUGCUCAGUCGGCAUGUUCAGUGCCGUCAGUGGUUUGGGUGCUGGUGGAACUCAGGACACCCAGUUGUCUGACACGGCAAACGGCGUCCUGUACGGCUGCUUUGCGAUCGCAGGAUUCUUCGCAGGCUCAGUGAACAAUAUGCUCGGUCCACGGCUCACCCUCUCCAUUGGCACAACGGGAUAUGCCCUCUACAUCGGUUCUCUCUGGGCCUUCCAAGUCCACGGGACUAGGUGGUUCUUGAUCUUGGCAGGUGGCAUCUUGGGUGUCACCGCUUCGCUUCUUUGGGCCGCUCAAGGAUCAAUUAUGAUGGCGUAUCCCUUGGAAAAAGACAAAGGUCGAUCCUUUUCGCUCUUCUGGACCCUCUUCCAGAUGGGAACACUGGUCGGUGCCGCCAUCGCACUCGGCAUCCAAGCCCAUUCAACCCUGCCCGGAGUAUCCACAGGCGUUUACCUGGCAUUCCUGAUCAUCAUGCUGACAGCCAUUGUCACAUCCUGGCUCCUCCUACCGCCCCACCUCGUCGUGCGCGGAGAUGGAACCGUUGUUGAGAUCGAGGCUGCAAUCACCCCCAAGCAGGAGUUCAAGGAGCUGUGGGCCUUGAUGAAGGACUGGCGCAUGAUCGCGCUGUUCCCAAUGUUCUUCUCGUCCAACUACUUCUACGCUUAUCAGGGCGCUAUCACUACUGCCUUGUUCAACGGUCGCACUCGUGCCUUGGUCUCCCUCCUGACCGGAGUGGGCUCCAUUCUCGGUUCCAUAGUCAUUGGCCAACUGACGGAUAAUCUGCCCUUUGGCCGUCGAAAGCGUGCCCUCUUCGCAACGGCAUUUGUCGCUUUUCUGAACUGCGUCAUUUGGGGCUGCGGUCUUGGUUUCCAAGUACAGUUCACCCGUGACAAUACCGUCGUCCGGGGUGACGAGAUUCCUUGGGAUUGGACUGUCGGCGUCGCUGCUGGGCCGAUCGUCCUGCUGCUGGCCUAUUACUUGGCCGAUGCGAUGUUCCAAGGUCUCGCUUACUACACGAUGUCGUCGAUGACCAAUGAGCCGUUCAGGCUUGCCCGUAUGGCCGGAUAUUACAAGGGAAUUCAGUCUGCUGGCGCGGCUAUCUCGUUUGGUAUGGAUGCUGUCAAGACUGCGUACUUGGCUGAGCACCUCAUCUCUUGGCUCCUGCUCUUGGUUUCCCUUCCCCUUUGCGCCUGGGUCCUCUGGGGCAUUCGGGACAGCAACUACGACGUGGAGAAUGUCACCCACGUCGAAGACGUGCCUGGAGGUGCCAUCACUGGUAUUGCGCUGCCACCUGGACACGUUGCCGGCGAGCACCUUCCUGGUGAAGGUGUCAAGUCCUCUUCCGAGAUGAAAACUUCCGAGUUGCAGACUAAGGGAAGCGCCAGCUCUUAA